Molecule: messenger RNA, 789 nt
Organism: Aaosphaeria arxii CBS 175.79
Lineage: Eukaryota; Fungi; Ascomycota; Dothideomycetes; Pleosporales
Exons: 2
Coding region: 1-789 (262 amino acids)
Source: RefSeq, a predicted model, not a curated record
AUGGUUCGUCGGCAUUACAAAAGUGUUCUCUUCCGAACGGAUGCGGAUUUCGAUGCCUUAAGCCGCAUCGAGGAUUUGUUUAACAUGAUGGAGCUCGAGCUUGACAUGGAAGAGAUCAUCUUGGGUGAAGAUCUUUGGAAACUUCAUCUCUCUCUCUAUCGCCCGUGGUGUACUCACACUGAUGUUAUUCUUGUGGAACUCAGGGAAUUGUUUGACAUCAUUGCGCGUACGAUGGAGAGACACAUUCUCAGCGACACGCAGCAAGAAGAAUUUAAUGUACAUGAAUACAUGAUUCUUGGUGCCUGUGCAAUGAGCUAUGGAUUCCGGCUGCCGAACCCCUCUCUGGUGUUGAUGAAGGAGCUAUACACCGAAGGCGAAUUCUGCUCCGAGGUGAUGCAAAGGUUCGAAAAGGCAUUAUUUGGGCCCCAUGAUUUCCAAAAUGGCGUGCCAUUCGACUUCGAAUCAAAGGAACUGAUCGAAACUACCACCGCAGUGGAAGAGAAUGAGCAAUCUUCAGCAGAUGAGGAGUCUGAGAUCGUCAAACCAUUGGGUAUUCUGCAAAAGAGCAUCGAGGAUCCUUGGAGAUACCAUGUGAUCAAUGAGAUACGAGACAUGCGCCUUAAUCCGGGCGACUGCGGAGGAUGCGGCGCCAAACAGAGCGGGACCCAGACAUUUGAGCUAUGCUGCGGAUGGUGUGGAGAGCGGGUUUACUGCAGCAAACGAUGCCAACGUGCGCAUUGGAAGGCUCAUAAGAAAGUGUGUGACCGGCACGACAUCUUCUGGCAUUAG